AUGGCUGAGCUAGUCGGGACCAUAGCAAGUGUUAUAACCUUUGCCGCCCUGAUCGCUCAACUCGGCAAAUCAAUCGCAACCCUGAAAGAGUGCUGGCACGAUGUUCAAUACGCGCCCGAGGAGUUAUGUACUCUGGUGAGAGACAUCGAGAUCUUCGGCUCCAUCUUGGAUGAUAUCGAGGCCGAUCUCCAGCAGGAAUCUCUGGUCGCUGCAUUGGGCAAUAGCAAACAUGCCGCGCAGAGCUAUCGGGCCUGUAAGGAGGCAGCGAAGGACAUGGACGUGGUAUGUCAGGAGCUAUUGGAAGAUUUGAGGCCGCCCGGUCAUCGAACCGGCCGCAAUGGAAAGAUGAACCGAUUACGAAGGAGUUACGGGGCUGUGAAGGUAGGGAUUCUGAAAAAGGGAAAAGUCGAGAGACUUGUUGGGAGGCUGCAAAAUGCUAUGCGGCUGCUUUUGCUAUCCCAACAGUGCUAUACACGGGCCUUGAUUCAAGUUCAACCGGAACUGAUUGCGCAGAGAAUUGCUCAAGAUACAAAGCCAACCGUCACUCAGAUAGAGUGGUCCGAAGUCAAAUAUACGCCUGUGAGCUAUAACAGAAAGGAGUCCAACAGGCUGGAACCCUUAGUCUCGACAUCACAAAAGGAGACCAAAUCCCAGAGAAGCAGAGUUCUGUGGCGUCUCAGCCUGCCAUCCUGGAUCACGGCUCAUACAUUCGAGCUAGCUGGCAUCCAAGCGCGUGAUGGCUGGAAGUGGGAUUUUCGCACGUACAAUGAGAUUCCCGAGGACUCGAAAACAGUGCAAUGCGUAGAAACUGGCGAUCUCAAAGAAUUACAAGAGUUGUUUGCUUCAAGGAAGGCUUCGCCCUUUGAUCGCGUUAGUACCACGGGCUACACUCUUCUAUUUUAUGCACACUCUGCAAACCGGGCAGAGAUUAUCAAAUUUCUUUUGCAGGAGGGAACAGAUCCCGGUCUUCAAGGACAAGGCAAAGUUGAUUUCAACACUGCCCUGAGACAUUUAGUAUGGACAGGCAACAUGUUUAGUCCGGAUAGUCGACAUCUGCUCCCUUCAAUGCGCCUCCUCUGUCCGUCAGAGGAGAUGAUGUACGAGACACCCGAAGAAGUCCUGGGUGGAAUUCUCUCGGAUUUCCAUGGCUCAGCAGAGGAAUUCCUCUUCUUCCAGCGCCAGUUUUGCCCGACAUUCUAUGACAUGCCUCAGUGGGUUCGAGUGGCAGUGGCAGCUCGCGCGACAUCCGGUAUCUGGGAUGCCAGCCAUAUGCCUGGGCUGGUGCGAACUGUUCUCGGGGAUCGGCCGUGGAAGCCUGAGAACCUGCAGCUCCAGACUUCAUGGCGGUGGUGGAAAGAGAUGACCUUGGUGCAUUGUAUUGCCAUGAGAAUUGGGGGAAGUCUGGCUGCGCUGGAAAAGCUCCAACGACAGCGCGGAGGAUGCAUAUCUAAAGAUGGAAAGAGUGAUAGAAUGGAAUUUGAGAAGCAGUUCCUCGAAGCUCUGAGCCUGUAUGAGGCCUGGAAUGCUUUGUUUCACGACCUGUUACUGGCGGGGGUGGAUCUGCAUCAUGUUGUCGGUGGGAUGACACCGUUCCUCGCCUUUUUAGGCGGGUUCGUCUACUGGUGGGACUUCAAUAACUGUGUUAUGAAAGGAUGGAAUCUUGCCAUCUCUGCUUGGGUGACUGACCUUCAAGAAGGGGGUGUUGAUCUCCAGAGGUUUGGACAAAUGGAGGAGCAAGUAUGGGAGAAUGGGUUGAUCGAACGUGAUGUCUUUUGGAGGAGGAACUGGGGAUGGCAGCGGGUCGUUGGGUUUUCUCAUGGACCAUAUCCCCGUGAUUGGAAGUUAUGGCUGUCGGAAAGAUCUGAUGGCUAUUCUGGGGAAUUCUGGGAGAUGAUCGAUGAGCCAGUCCCAGUCAUUCCAGGGGCUUGGCCGAAUACAUAG
Penicillium nucicola is the source of this 1941-nucleotide messenger RNA. RefSeq lists its product as uncharacterized. Gene Ontology annotation, molecular function: protein binding. Lineage: Eukaryota; Fungi; Ascomycota; Eurotiomycetes; Eurotiales; Aspergillaceae. The transcript has 4 exons. The coding region runs from base 1 to 1941 and encodes 646 amino acids. The record is from RefSeq and is a predicted model, not a curated record.